This is a messenger RNA of Dermatophagoides pteronyssinus (European house dust mite), 599 nucleotides long. Its product is annotated as acyl-coenzyme A thioesterase 13-like. NCBI's taxonomy places the organism in Eukaryota, Metazoa, Arthropoda, Arachnida, Sarcoptiformes, Pyroglyphidae. Gene Ontology annotation, molecular function: fatty acyl-CoA hydrolase activity. The record is from RefSeq and is a predicted model, not a curated record.
GAACUUUCUGGGAAUAUUUCCCCCCAAAACAAAAUUUUUUUUGUUCGGAAUUCUAAACCCGGAUAAAAAUUUUCAUCCGAAAAAAUGUGGCAAAAUCGUGUGUUGAAUUUUUUCAAAGCCAGCACUCAAAUGGGUAUUCAUAAUCAAGUUUUAAGAAAUGUACAAAUUGUUGAACUGACUAAAGGUCGAAUUGUAGCCGAUAUGAAAGUAACAAAAGAAUGUUGUAAUCCAGUUAAUUAUCUACAUGGUGGUAUGAGUACAACAAUGUUUGAUGUUCUUUCAUCAAUGGCAUUACGUUCACAUUUUGAAGCCGACAAUAUUGAACCACCAAUAACUGUUAGUGUUGAAUUAUCAUUAUCAUUUUUAGCUGGUGUACCUGAAGGUAAAACUAUUCGUUUGGAAACAGAAACAUUAAGAGUUGGUAAUAAAAUUGCAUUUUUAAUUGGUAAAAUUUAUGAAAAAGAUUCAAACAAAUUGGUUGUUACCGGGAAACAUACCAAAUUUUUAAUGUAGAAAUUUUUAUUUUUAUUAAUUGAAAUAUAUUUUUGUCUAUAAAAUUCUCGUAUUUAUCACAUCAUACAUAAAAUGUUACCAUUUUG